AUGACUGCGAUGUGGAUACACUUGUGCGAGAAGCGCUGUGUUUCGAAGUCUCGUAGCUUCAAGAUCGUCCUGUUCGUUGAAGCUUCCGAUGGGGGUAAAUUCGACUUGAUUUCUCCUGGCACUGGAGAGAAAGUCGCUGAGGUCUCUGAAGCAACUGAACAAGACACCAAUGAAGCCGUUGCUGCUGCUAAAGCUGCCUUCCCAGCCUGGUCUGCUCUAACCCCACAGGAAAAGGGAGUCUACUUCAAGAAGCUAGCUGUUCUCAUCUGGGAGUCUCACGAGGAACUCGCGGAGCUUGAGACCUUGUCUAUGGGCCGUCCUGUCUCGGCUUAA
Messenger RNA from Penicillium malachiteum, 333 nucleotides. RefSeq lists its product as uncharacterized. Gene Ontology annotation, molecular function: aldehyde dehydrogenase (NAD+) activity. The coding region runs from base 1 to 333 and encodes 110 amino acids. The transcript has 3 exons. Lineage: Eukaryota; Fungi; Ascomycota; Eurotiomycetes; Eurotiales; Aspergillaceae. The record is from RefSeq and is a predicted model, not a curated record.